This is a messenger RNA of Rangifer tarandus platyrhynchus (Svalbard reindeer), 300 nucleotides long. The record is from the annotation of a GenBank genome assembly. Lineage: Eukaryota; Metazoa; Chordata; Mammalia; Artiodactyla; Cervidae.
AUGGAAUCUAGAAAAAUGGUACUGAAGAAUUUAUUUACAGGGCAGCAAUGGAGAAACAGACAUAGAGGACAGACUUAUGGACAUGGGGAGAGGGGAGGAGAGAGUGAGAUGAAUGGAAAGAGUAGCAUGGAUACUACUUAUAUUACUAUAUUUAAGAUAGCCAACGGGAACUUGCUGUAUGACUCAGGAAACUCAAACUGGGCUCUGUAUCAACCUAGAGGAGUGGGAUGGGGAGGGAGGUUCAAAAGGGAAGGGAUAUAUAUAUACACACACCUAUGGCUGAUUCGUGUUGAGGUUUGA